UUUUAGAAUUAUAAUUCUAUGUACUUAACUUUUGACAUAUUUUAGGUUUAUAAAACGAUUGAAAAUGAAUAUUUUUCUGAUCUUGUGCUUACUUCUGCUGGUAGAUGCAUCAAAACAAAAGAAACCACAUAUUAUUAUGAUUGUUGCUGAUGAUUUAGGUUGGAAUGAUGUGAGUUUUCAUGGUUCCCAACAAAUCCCUACGCCGAACAUAGAUAAACUUGCACAAAGUGGAAUUAUUCUCAACAACUAUUAUGUUUUACCAAUUUGUACACCAACAAGGAGUGCAAUUAUGACUGGAAGAUAUCCCAUACAUACAGGAAUGCAUGGACGUACGGUUCAAUCACCUCAGCCUUGGGGAGUUGGAUUAAAAGAGAAAUUUUUGCCACAAUAUCUCAAAAAAUUAGGUUACUCUACACAUGCAGUUGGAAAGUGGCAUCUUGGAUUUUUUGCAAAAGAAUAUACUCCCACCUAUCGUGGCUUUGAUUCAUUCUAUGGAUUUUACAGUGGAAAGGCUGAUUACUGGUAUCAUGCUGUUAAUCUUACAUAUUGUGGACUUGAUUUGCAUCAUAAUCUAGAACCUGUUUACACUCAAUGGGGCAACUACAGUACAGAAAUAUUCACAGCGGAAGCAGAAGAUCGUAUUAGAAACCAUAACAUAUCAGAACCAAUGUUUUUAUACUUGGCAUAUCAAGCCGUUCACAGUGCAAACCGACCUGAAGAUCCUUUGCAAGCGCCUCAAGAAUGGAUUGAUAAAUUCAAACAUAUAAAACAUAGAAAACGAAGAAAAUAUGCAGCUAUGGUGGCAUAUAUGGAUUAUGGUAUUGGAAGAGUUUAUGAUCAGUUAGCUGCAAAGGGAAUGCUAGACAACACUAUCAUUGUUUUCACCACUGAUAAUGGUGGUCCAGCCAAUGGUUUUGAUUGGAACUGGGCAAAUAAUUUCCCCUUAAGAGGAGUAAAAGCUUCCUUAUAUGAAGGAGGAGUGCGAGCAGCUGGGUUCAUUCACAGUAAACUCCUAAAAAAUCCUGGUAGAGUUUCCAUGGAUCUAAUGCAUGUAACUGACUGGCUACCAACUUUUGUAAAUUUGGCUGGUGGAUCUGUCAAGCCUAACAAUCCACUUGAUGGUGUAGACCAGUGGGAAACAUUACAAAAUAUGACACCGUCUCCAAGAAAGGAAAUUCUCUUAAAUAUUGAUAACAGCACGUGGAAAAAUGCAGCAUUAAGAGUCGGUGAUUACAAACUUAUUCAGCAAGGUAAAAUCAGGGGUAAUUAUUGGGAUGGUUGGUAUCCUCCACCACAAAGUCAUAGGAAAACAAAAACAGUCAAUUAUAAGCCUCUUGCUGCAUCUGUACAGUGUGGAAAAGCUCCAGUGAAUGUAACACACUGUACAAGGAAGCAUGGAUAUUGUCUGUUUAACAUUAAGGAAGACCCCUGUGAAUAUCACGACUUGUCAAAGGAAUAUCCUGACAUUUUUAAACAGAUGUUAGCACGAUUGGAUGAAUAUAGAAUGACCAUGGUUCCUCCCCGUAAUAAUAAAACUGUUGACCCGCUAUCAAAUCCGAAAUUGCAUAAUGGUGUGUGGAAACCAUGGGUUACAUUGUGAACGGACUUGUUAAUAAAGAUUUAGUGACAUCAGUACAAUUUUAUACAUGUUUAUAUUUUUAACAUUUUAACAUUUGUUACACAUAAUAAAAAAACAUUCUUUUAUGAAAGAAUUUAGAGAAAGUUUACUAAGCUUCAGUAUUGUAAUAAAUACAUAUAUUUACAAAGUGGUCUAAGUUAAAGAAAUACCAGCUGAAAUUCUCA
Hydractinia symbiolongicarpus is the source of this 1803-nucleotide messenger RNA. RefSeq names its product arylsulfatase B-like. The coding region runs from base 65 to 1600 and encodes 511 amino acids. The record is from RefSeq and is a predicted model, not a curated record. Lineage: Eukaryota; Metazoa; Cnidaria; Hydrozoa; Anthoathecata; Hydractiniidae. The transcript is spliced from 8 exons.